Messenger RNA from Sinocyclocheilus grahami, 2073 nucleotides. Its product is annotated as midnolin-like. The record is from RefSeq and is a predicted model, not a curated record. Lineage: Eukaryota; Metazoa; Chordata; Actinopteri; Cypriniformes; Cyprinidae. Gene Ontology annotation, cellular component: nucleus. Gene Ontology annotation, molecular function: protein binding. The transcript is spliced from 7 exons. Bases 346 to 1779 code for a protein of 477 amino acids.
UCGGCUGAGCUUCGUAACAAAUGUAGACGCAGCAGCUGCGCUGCACAGAAGACCGAGCGAUCGGCUUAUAAACUAGAGCUGCGUUACGAGCUAAAUAACGGGCAUUUAAAAAAAAAAAAAUUACAUUCGGAUCCUAACGGCCUGCUAAUAUUGAUAUUUUGGCGCGUUUCUGUGCGGAUCGGCGGCCGUUAUUGUAGCAGCGCGCGCGAGACGGUGGAUUUACCUCAGAAAAACCGAACCGAACACCGCGGAUAUUUCACCGGAAUAUUACGUGUUUACGGCGAGCAGGAGAAGCGUUCGCCACACACCGUCACCCGCUCGGUUCACAGGUCACGGGGUUCUCGGAUGGAGCGGAACACCGAGGCGCGGAGUCACGGAUCGCGGUCCCGGUGUGAGGAGCUCCUCCGCGGCGACGCGUCCAUGAGCGUAUCGAUCAGCUCCACCACCGGGAGCCGCUUCGAGCUGUCCGUUCCUCUGGAGGAGACCGUGGAGGGGCUCAACCGGAGACUGUCCGAGAAACUCCGGGUUCCGAGGGAGCGACUGCUGCUGCUGCACCGAGACACGAGGUUAAACUCGGGAAAGCUGCUGGAUUUCGGUGUGGCUGACGGGAGCAGACUCACGCUGGUGCCCACGGUUGAAGCCGGACUGAUGUCGCAGUCGUGCCGCUCGGAGCAGUCGGUCCUGCAGGCGCUGGAGACGCUCUCAGACGCUCAGGUCAGUGACUUCCUGUCGGGACGGUCCCCGCUGACCCUUGCCCUGCGUGUGGGCGAUCACAUGAUGUUUGUGCAGCUCCAGUUGGCAGCUCAGGCAUCUGGAGGACAGCCAUCCCUUUCCAGGGGUCCUACGGGCCCCAGCGAGAUGCAUACAGGGGCCGUCAGCAGUGGAAACCCCUCAGACUCACAGCAGCGGGAAGUCUUCUCUGCCCCGCCCUCAUCUCAGGAUCGCCACGCCCACAGCGCUCCAAGCUCCGCCCCUGCUCUUCACUCGCAGCAUGUUUGCCACGCCCACAGCCCUCAAAGCCCCGCCCCUGCUCUUCACUCGCAGCAUGUUUGCCACGCCCACAGCCCUCAAAGCCCCGCCCCUGCUCCGCCCUGCAUUCAGGCUGAAGGCAGCAGACAGCGAUGCAAGCCCGGCGCCGUCAUCGAGAGCCUGGUCAAUCAUUCGCCGGGAGUUUUCUCAGGAACCUUCUCAGGUACUCUACACCCCACCUGUCAGGACAGCAGCGGGGGUCCUCGCCGCGACGUCAGCACCAUCCUGCAGAUCCUCAACGACCUGCUGAGCGCCACACGGCUUUACCAGAGAUCUCCUUCCACGCUGACGCACCUCCGCUGCCCUCCGACCUCACACACACCUCCACCCUCGCCGACCUCAGACACACACACACCUCCACCCUCACCUACCUCAGACACACACACACCUCCGACCUCAGACACACACACAUCUCCGACCUCACACACACCUCCACCCUCAACUACCUCAGACCGGCCACAGCCACAUGCACACCUGCGCAGGCCCUCCGGAGAGCGUCUGCGGCAGACGGAGAAUAAAGCCAUGCGCUGUAAGGUGGAGCAGCUGCAGCUCUUACUGCAGCAGCGGCGUCUGCGGCGAAAGGUCCGGAGAGACACUCGCGGCCCGUAUCACUGGAUGACCCACCGCCAGAACCUGUCCAGCGACGCGUCGAGCCGGCCUGGAAACCCCACGGCCCGGCAGACAUCAACCCGGAGUUUGUCGUGGUGUGACGGACGCAAGGAUGAAAGCGCGACACGACCUGGGCAUUAACGGCCGACUGACACGGUCCCUCAGGAGCCGCUCAAUGCCUUCACGGUCGGUUUGCAGGGAUUCUCAGUUCUCUUCACGGCUGUUCAAGCGCAGGAUGUAGCAUCUUCACAUCAGGUGUUCAGCUCUGGUGCAUGAGGUUUUGCACAGUUCAUUUCUCUUGAGCAUUAUGGGAUUGUACGUCAGUCAGACCGCUGAUUAUUUUCAGCCUGGAUUUGGGCGAAUCUCAUGAAAACAGCUCAUAUUUCACCCCAGAAUCAAAUGAAUAUGUAUAUUUGUCAUUUAAAGAAAAUGAAG